AUGCUGUUGACAAAAUUGGAUGGGGAAUCAAUGCGACUUGCCAUGACUGCGCCAAUCAUGGAUUGGAAGUCUCGGCUCACCCACCAAGCUCUUCCAGACCAGUUACUGGCUGCUUCAACGACAACCGGAGUGGAACCUGGCCACAUUGACCCCAGUCGUAUCACUCGUUACGUAGCCGGUUAUGUUCUGUUGUUUACAAUUUUUUGUCUUUUUAUUACCAAGGGUUUCGCCAGCAAUUCCGCCAUCCGGGCCUAA
Rodentolepis nana is the source of this 255-nucleotide messenger RNA. NCBI's taxonomy places the organism in Eukaryota, Metazoa, Platyhelminthes, Cestoda, Cyclophyllidea, Hymenolepididae. The record is from the annotation of a GenBank genome assembly.